GAAGAUUGCUUGGCAUAUCAGCUCCAAUACUGAAUUCCCUUUGGAGUGGAGAAGGCAUCACAAUCGACUGUACCUCUGUAUCUAAACCGCGACCGUGGAGCCGACGAUACCCGCCAUCGUCGGUAACUCUUCACUCCCACCCAUCACCUGCCCAAUAUGAUUAAAGCGAUUCCAAAAUUCCCUUCUCCCCCAUAACCUCCCCACCCCGUGUAUUCCUCUCGCAACCAUGACUUCAAAAACGCCCCCAAUGCGCAUACUAUCGCGUCUUCUCCGCCCUCAACCCUCCACAAAACACUACUCCACCACAGCCCCCAACGCCCGUCUAAACGGCACCGUAGAAUACGCCACAACCCCCAUCCUCCACCACACAUCCAAGUCCGCGCUCUCCAACCCCGAACUACCCCCACACAUCCGCACCGGGCAAACCAAGCGCAUAAACCUCUACACCGCCGUCAACGAAGCUCUCCGCCACGCCCUCCAAUCCGACGAGCGCGUCCUCGUCUUCGGCGAGGACAUACAAUUCGGCGGCGUAUUCCGGUGCACGAUGAACCUCGCCGCCGACUUCGGCACAGAGCGCGUGUUCAACACGCCGUUGAGCGAGCAGGGGCUGGUGGGGUUUGCGAUUGGCGCGGCGGCUGAGGGCAUGAAGCCUGUUGCUGAGAUACAGUUUGCGGAUUAUGUGUUCCCUGCGUUCGAUCAGAUACAUAAUGAGGCGGCGAAGUAUCGGUUUCGGUCUGGGGCGACGGGGGUGCAUUGUGGGGGGUUGGUGGUGCGUAUGCCGUCUGGUAGUGUGGGGCAUGGCGCGCUGUACCACACGCAAUCCCCCGAAUCCCUCUUCACGCACACACCCGGCCUCCGCGUCGUAAUCCCACGCUCCCCCACCCAAGCAAAAGGCCUCCUCCUCGCCUCAAUCGCCUCCCCGGACCCCGUAAUCUUCAUGGAACCCAAGAUCCUCUACCGCGCAGCCGUAGAACAAGUCCCCAUCGAGCCCUUCACGCUCCCGCUCGACCGCGCCGAGAUCCUAAAACCCGGCACCGAUCUAACCAUCAUAUCCUACGGCACGCCGCUGUACACGUGCGCCGCCGCCAUCGCAAAAGCAGAGCAGGACUUUGGGUGUAGUGUUGAGCUUAUUGAUCUGCGUACUAUUUAUCCGUGGGAUCGCGAGACGGUGCUGGGUAGUGUGAGGAAGACGGGGCGCGCGGUCGUGGUGCAUGAGAGUAUGAUGAAUGCGGGGGUUGGGGCGGAGGUCGCGGCGUCGAUUCAGGAGAAGGCGUUUUUGAGACUGGAGGCCCCGGUUAAGAGGGUGGCGGGGUGGGCGACGCAUACGGGGCUUAUGUUUGAGCAGUUUGUUAUUCCGGAUGUUGCUCGUGUGUACGAUGCGAUCAAGCAGACGAUAGAUUACUGAGUUCUUGCAACGAUGGGACAAAAUUAGCUGGUUAUGUGUCUGUGAGUGUGAGUAUGAGUGUGAGUCUGUCUGUGUUGACACCGUGAUAUAAAUCCACUGGCCCCUUUCGUGUCUGGAUACAUACCCUCACACUACCCCCCGCAUAUUUCCACACUGUAGCAAGACUAGGGUAUAUCUGGUGUGAAGACUCGAAUGGAAUGGAACAGGACAUAACAGAACAGGACAGGACAUAACAGAGCAGAGUAUGCUCGUAAAAACCUCGUAAAUGUAACACC
Messenger RNA from Dothidotthia symphoricarpi CBS 119687, 1680 nucleotides. Its product is annotated as thiamine diphosphate-binding protein. NCBI's taxonomy places the organism in Eukaryota, Fungi, Ascomycota, Dothideomycetes, Pleosporales, Dothidotthiaceae. The record is from RefSeq and is a predicted model, not a curated record. Gene Ontology annotation, biological process: response to nutrient; branched-chain amino acid catabolic process. Gene Ontology annotation, molecular function: catalytic activity. The coding region runs from base 227 to 1405 and encodes 392 amino acids. The transcript has 3 exons.